AUGACACGAGGAUGUAUGCUACUAUUACUCCUGGUAGCUUGUACAGUAAUAGGUGCCCCUGUGGUGGUGAAUGACGAGCCUGGUGUGCUUUAUCUCCCUAACAAUGCCAUUGUAUUGGAUGACGGGUACCAAUUAUCCAUCCAAGGGGUGAUCGGCUCCAUUGUCUUGAUCGGCACAGCACUUUUAUUGUGGCUACGUGGCGCAUUUUACUACUUUCAGACACCUGCAACAUCGGGACUUGUAGGCUUUAUUACAUUGGGACUCAUUACAUGGGUGCUAUUGGCCAAUUUGGAACCAGCUGGUACCUAUGGCACCAAUCGAUGGACUCUUUAUCUCGUAGCACCCAUUGGAUGUGGCCUUGCUGGUGCAUUGAUCCUUGCAUGUUGUGCAUGGACACCGAUUCCAUUGAUGGUCUUGGGAGGUUUAGGAGGGCUUGCAGCAGGAUUAUGGGUACUAGGAUGGCGUACAGGAACAAGUAUCCAAUCCAAUUGGGGUCGUGCUGUAUUGCUUGUAGUACUUGUCAUUCUUGGCUGUCUCAUUGCAGCACUCGACUAUCUCUUUCAUAUGCUGGGCACAUCCAUGAUAGGGGCUUACAUGUUGAUGCUUGGCUUGGAUGUGUAUUUUCAUACAGGCUUCACCUAUUGCUUCACUGCAACAUUGGAUCAGAAUCCUGCUCAUGGGAAUACGUAUACCGUUACAAGAGAAACCAACAUCAUACAAGGUGUCCUUGUUGUUGCUGUGCUUGUUGGCUUGGUCAUCCAGCUAUGCAUGGCUCAGUCAAUCCAAUCACAACACACGCGAGCAUUUAGUGGUCUCUAUCAAUACCCCGUCAUCCGACAUGUCAUGCCCCAAGCAACUUUAGUACAAGGACGGUGGUUUACUCCUUGGCAAAGCAAAGUUUAA
Messenger RNA from Lichtheimia ornata, 903 nucleotides. RefSeq lists its product as uncharacterized. The transcript is spliced from 4 exons. Bases 1 to 903 code for a protein of 300 amino acids. The record is from RefSeq and is a predicted model, not a curated record. Lineage: Eukaryota; Fungi; Mucoromycota; Mucoromycetes; Mucorales; Lichtheimiaceae.